AUGGAACAGCAACGACACGAGCAAAAGGUGCUGACCAACAUCAAGCUGCGCGGGGCGCGGAGGCGUCGAUGGGCUGAGAGGCUAUUGCUACGGUAUCGCAGCAAUGGUGUCAGCGUAGUCACGCCUCCAGAGAAUGCCAUCAGAGUUAUCUGCAUUUCAGACACGCACAACACCCAGCCGGCCGUUCCCAAGGGAGAUAUUCUCAUCCACGCCGGCGACCUGACCGAGAAUGGGUCCUUUGAUGAAGUGCAGCAAGGACUGAACUGGCUCUCAUCACAGCCGCACAGAUACAAGAUUCUUGUUGCGGGCAAUCACGACGUUCUUCUGGAUGAAGAAUUCUUAGAAAAGUACCCCGAACGACGGUACGGAGAGACGAAAGGGAGAUGCGACCUGGACUGGGGCGAUAUAAUCUACCUUGAGAACAAGCAAGUCACACUCGAUGUCCCAGUCAAGCUUAUUCAACAUUCGUCGCGGAUGGAAACAUCCAGCGAGAAUGAGGUCCGGCGGAUUACUAUCUUCGGCAGUCCUCUCACUCCUCAGUACGGUAUAUCCGCCUUCCAAUAUCGUCCGGACAGCGCAGAAAACACCUGGGAGAGGAUUCUUGGGUCUACUUCGCCCAAGCCCGACAUAAUCAUCACACACGGCCCGCCACGGCUACAUCUCGAUGCUCGAGACUUCCACCGCGCGGGUUGUCCGCACCUAGCGGAGCACAUAGCCCGUAUACGUCCUCGGCUGCACGUAUUCGGACAUAUCCAUGCUUGUUGCGGACGCGAAGACAUUGUCCUCGACAGGGUUCAACGAUAUUAUGAAGAUGUCAUGAAUCAGUGGGCAGGAUGGGGAGCCGUGCUGAGCUUGGCCUGGCUGGUAGCGUGGGAUCUAGUUGCGAGGGUGUUGCUUCGAGUCAGAAGGGACAGGGGGCCCAUAACGGCGUUUAUCAACGCGUCGAUCGUGGGUGGCCCGCAAAACGAAAUCAGGAAUAGGCCGGUCGAAAUUGAGAUAUAG
Thyridium curvatum is the source of this 1002-nucleotide messenger RNA. RefSeq lists its product as uncharacterized. The transcript has a single exon. The record is from RefSeq and is a predicted model, not a curated record. Gene Ontology annotation, molecular function: hydrolase activity. Bases 1 to 1002 code for a protein of 333 amino acids. Lineage: Eukaryota; Fungi; Ascomycota; Sordariomycetes; Thyridiales; Thyridiaceae.